This is a messenger RNA of Pimephales promelas (fathead minnow), 1711 nucleotides long. NCBI's taxonomy places the organism in Eukaryota, Metazoa, Chordata, Actinopteri, Cypriniformes, Leuciscidae. The record is from RefSeq and is a predicted model, not a curated record.
UGAUGCUGGGCCAUCGUCCGUCGUUCCGUCCAUCGUAGAUUAAAAAUGAAUUAAACCGUGUAUGGACUAUAUUCAAAUGCAGCUGAAAGAUCAGGGUGGAAGAUUAAUACAAGAAAUAAUGUGCAUUUUGAUUAUGGGUCGAUGGACAGUCUGAAAAAACCGAAACGCUCCCUUUCUCUCCCGCUUGAUUUUAUUUUAUUUUCAAUCAUCUUCGCAAGGACUUCAGGUGUAAAGGUUAUUGGUCAAGAUACAACAGUCAUUAAUGGAGACAAUGCCACUUUGCUGUGUCAGCUGACUGAGACUGAUGAUAGUAUAACUCGUAUUAUAUGGAGGAAAAAGACAAGAGAAAACCCAGAAGAGAAGACCUUCUUUGCCAUUCGGCCUGGUGACAUAACUGAACACCAGAAUGGAUUGGGGGACAGAGUACAAUUCAUUGGAAAGGUUGCAGAGAAAAAUGGAUCAAUUCAGCUGCUCAGAAUGAGGCUUCUAGAUGACGGGAUCUACACAUGCGUUUUCAACUUAUUUCCCAGUGGGACAUUUGAGACGGACAUCAAUGCCUCAGUUUUUGCCAGUCCUGUGGUUGAUAUGCAAGAGGAAGCACCUGCUACUGGUAACUUAGAGGCUACAUUGGCAUCCUGUUUUGCCUCUAAUGCUUGGCCUGCUCCAGAAGUGACGUGGAGGUUAGGGGAUCUGGAAAACUCCCUGAAAACAGAAACCAACCAUACAGCGCACCCCAAUAGGACCAUUACUGUUGUGUCCUUCCUCCUUGGUGUCCCAUCAAAGCGUUUCAACAAAAAGAAUGUCCAGUGUGUGGUGAAGCACAUCACUCUAAGAGAAGACCUCGUAAUGAACUACACAAUAAACAUUCAUUAUCCUCCAGAGUCAGUAUUUAUAAUUCCUGACAGUACAACAAAGGCUAAAGAAUUCAAGUGUAUAGUGGACAGUAACCCAGAACCAAUCUACACCUGGACUAGAGUGAAUAAAAGUACUCCAUAUUUUAAAGACAACAAGCUUCCUGUCCCAGAACUGUCCCCUGACUUUAAUGGCUUAUACAUCUGUCAUGCUUCAAACCAGUAUGGCAGCUCAGCAGGUUCGCUGUAUGUGAAUGUUCAUACUGAAUCCAGCACCGUCUGUUGGAGUCUGUUUGGUACUUUCAUCAGUACUGCUCUUCUUGGUGCUGUUGGUGUUGUGAUAUUCAAAACCAAGCCGGAAUGGAUUCCGGUACCAUGGCAUUCCAAUGAUGAACAGAACCUCUAAACAUAACAGGAGGAUGGCUGUGAUGAUGAAAAUUGGAAUGGAGAGCUUUAGAGACAGUGACAGAUAUGCGUGGGCCAGCUCUCCAUCACACACCAGAUGUUCCAAAACCACACUGGAUGUGCCUUUGUCUCUAUGCAUCAUUCAAGCAAUAUACACAGGAACAUAAUGACUGUAAUAUCAAAUAUCUGGAUAUUUGCCCCUGGGCAAGGGCUUCGAUUACCUCUCUCUUUUUUAUCAUACAUACGUUUGCAUCCCUGGCAUUGGUAAUGCUAGGAUUCAGAGUAAAAUAACUGCAGACCUCAGCUAACAUGACAGGAAAUAUCAUAGGUCACACAGGACUUUGACUACAGAAGCCACCAUAAGGUAUCAGUUUAAAGUGAAAGUAAAAGAUGUGCAGGAAAGUACCUUACUUUCAAUAUCAAGGUUUAGUGAUAUCAUAUAUCAAGCUACAAAA